This is a messenger RNA of Syngnathus typhle (broad-nosed pipefish), 630 nucleotides long. RefSeq names its product CD59 glycoprotein-like. Lineage: Eukaryota; Metazoa; Chordata; Actinopteri; Syngnathiformes; Syngnathidae. The coding region runs from base 1 to 585 and encodes 194 amino acids. The transcript is spliced from 3 exons. The record is from RefSeq and is a predicted model, not a curated record.
AUGAGCGGCCAAAGCAUUUUCCAGUCUCAUCAAUGGCGGACGCUUCUCAAUCGCCCUUUGUGUGUCUUUGCACGUCCUGAUGUGACUGUCUUUCUGUGUCCAGAUGUGUGUGUGUGUGGGAAGAUUAGGACAAAGGCACAUUAUGGACAUGUGGUGUGUGUGUACGCCUCAUCCUUAUGUGGUUUGCGUGUCGAGUGGAUUGUAGCAGAAGACGACGACAUGUCGCCACGCGCAGAUCCAGUCCUGGUCCUGAUGAUCUUAAUGGCCUUGGUACACGCAAGUGGCGCUCUCCGCUGCUACAAGUGCUCCGACUACACCGGCCGCUGCGAGAACGUCCACGAAUGCACGUACGAGGAUGCCUGCCUCACGCUCAGCGUCCAAGGUGGCAAGACGUUGCGUCAGUGCAUCCGCUACACGGAUUGCGACAACUCGCGCCUGUCUCAGAUGUUCCCAGCCAUGUCGCCCUUUUCCUACCGCUGCUGCAACAACAACCUGUGCAACUCCAGCGGGGCGCCGGCCGCGACCCCGCUGGGCUCGCCGCUGCUGAUCGGCUGGCUGCUGAGCGCGCUCGUCUUCUGGCUGUGAGGUCACGUGACCUCUGGCUGCUCAACAAUAAAAACAAAAACAAAG